AAAGCAGCCAAACUCGUAUGCCACUGUUUCUUUAUAUCUCUCGUCCACGCCAGAUGUGAAAGUGAACCACUCCUAGUGUGUUGUCCUGAUGAAGUUUGGGACGACGAAAGAAGGGAAUGCAUCGGCUGUCGUAUCGGGUAUUCCGGCAUUAACUGCACCACAUCGUGCCGGUUUCCUGGCUAUGGAAAGAACUGUCAAUUACGCUGUUCCUGUACUGCCGAGUUCUGUAGUCCGUCAUUCGGCUGUACCAAGACACAGACACAGGCAGUUAACAAAGAAACUACCGAAACUACUCCAAGACACAUUGAAACCACAACGAUUACCACAGUUACCACCGAUCAAACCACUGAUACAAGAACUAGUUCAAAUGUGCAAACUGAUUUUGACAGCACUGAAAAUACUAAAAGCAGAAUUGGAGUUCUAAACAAGGUCGACGCUAAGGUACCAGAUAAUGCGAAUUUCAUGAGCAGUCCUUUUUAUCUUGGACUGUUUGUGUUUGCCUGCUUAUUCAUUGUCCUGUUUGCGGUGUUUGUGGGAACACAAAUUCGACACAAAUGUUUUAAGAGGAAUCAUUCUGACAGAGACGCACAACUGAAAUCGUAUGACGUCAUCGACACCAAGCAGAAUGAGGUUACACAAUCUUUAAACAGAUCACCCAAGGCAGAAACCCCACCCGAGCAAAGGGACUCUCAUUACACAGACAUUGAAACUUAUUGUGAAAAGGAAGAUAGGACCAACUACGAGAAAGUCCCACAUCCAUCUACAUCGAAUACUGCAAGCAACAUUUGUCUACAUAACGACGGGCCGACUCAAGACAAAACCAUACCAAAGUACGUCGAGAUUAUUGGCUCCCCAAAACCACCAGCUGAAUCAACCAAAACGUUUUCUGUGAUCAGCAACACUUACACAUGUGACAUCACAAACCCCAAGCAAUUAUAUUAAUGUCAAUUUUUCUCUA
Messenger RNA from Ostrea edulis (European flat oyster), 958 nucleotides. RefSeq lists its product as uncharacterized. The transcript has 5 exons. The annotation marks the transcript as partial. Lineage: Eukaryota; Metazoa; Mollusca; Bivalvia; Ostreida; Ostreidae. The record is from RefSeq and is a predicted model, not a curated record.